Daktulosphaira vitifoliae (grape phylloxera) is the source of this 3472-nucleotide messenger RNA. Its product is annotated as transcription factor Sox-2-like. Gene Ontology annotation, biological process: cell differentiation; regulation of DNA-templated transcription; anatomical structure morphogenesis. The coding region runs from base 385 to 1758 and encodes 457 amino acids. Gene Ontology annotation, molecular function: DNA-binding transcription factor activity, RNA polymerase II-specific; RNA polymerase II cis-regulatory region sequence-specific DNA binding. The record is from RefSeq and is a predicted model, not a curated record. The transcript has a single exon. Lineage: Eukaryota; Metazoa; Arthropoda; Insecta; Hemiptera; Phylloxeridae.
ACUGCCGAAGUGAUAGUAUUAUUACGGCAGCCGUUCCUUGACGACGUUGUUCGUUCGUGCGCGCGUAUGUCAGUGUUUAGUUUUACGUUUUUUCGUUAUUAUUAUUAUUAUUAUUAUUUAAUUCUUCUAUCGUACGUCGUUGUUAUUCCAUCAACCUUGUAAACGGCAGUGCGCUCGUGAAAAUACAUUGUCAAAUCGAAACGCAAACUCAAUUGUGCAAAGCACUUGAAUUUUGAAUGAUAACGCGACCCCGUACGUGUCCAGUGCUUAUGCGCGUGUAUGUUGUGCGAACUUGUGCGUUUUACAUCAAUUAGUGUUGUCCAUCAACGACAGUGUUCCGUAGGUAAACGCGAACGCUUCUAGUCGUCCGCAACGACGGCGAUAAUGUUAAUGGAUGCCGAAUUGAAGAACUGCUCAGGUUUGCUGGGCAACGCUGGCGGCGGACACCACGCUGCUGCCGCGCACAUGGGCCACGCUGCAGCUUACGGUAACCUAAACCAGAUGGGUAUGCUGGCCGGUAUCGGUCCGGCGGGUGUAGUGCUGGGCGGUCAGCAAUCGUUGUCACCGCCACCGCCGCAUCACCAACACCAUCAGCAGCAGCAGCAGCAGCAACACCAACAGCAGCAACAACAGCAGCAUCAUCAUCACAUGCAAGCCGCUCAUCACCAACACGCGGGUCACGGCGGUGGACAUCUACAGUUGCCUUCGCCCAAUAACAAUAACGGAUCGGUCACUAACAACAAAAAUCAACAGCAAAACGCAGAUCGCGUCAAGCGACCCAUGAACGCGUUCAUGGUGUGGUCCAGAGGCCAACGUCGGAAAAUGGCCCAAGAGAAUCCAAAAAUGCACAAUUCGGAAAUCAGCAAGCGGUUGGGCAGCGAAUGGAAAAUGUUAACCGAAACGGAAAAGAGACCGUUUAUCGACGAAGCCAAGAGACUACGGGCCGUGCAUAUGAAGGAACAUCCUGAUUACAAGUACAGACCCAGACGUAAAACAAAGACGCUGAUGAAAAAAGAAAAGUAUCCGUUACCCGGUGGCGGCGGAGGUCCGCUAUCGCUGGGCGGAGGCGGCGGGCCCGGAGGAGUCCAGUCGGACCCACGAAACGCGGUUUCUCAGGCGUCCGCAGCCGUCCAACAACAAAUGGUCAACAGCGGCCGUGAGCUGUACCACCAAAUGAACGGUUACAUGCCCAACGGUGGUUUUAGCAUGCACCAUCACGACCCCAAUCCGUAUGCCCAACAGCCGUACGCUUCGGCCCAUAUGGCAGCUGCCGCGUCUCAGGCCGCAGCAGCCGGUUACCGGUACGACAUGCCCCAGAUGAACAACAACGCGGCCGCGGCCGCUUCGAUGCACUACCUCAACGGUAGCUACAACCUGUACUCGGAUAUGAACCAGUAUCAACAACAAGGUCCGCCGUCCACGUCGCACAGUCCGGACAGCAUCAAGUCGGAAAGGAUCACGCCACCCGUCCAAUCCGGCGGCCACUCGCCGAGUCCCAGGCUGUGCCAGCAACAGCAGUCCGGUGGAAACGGACAACAGCUACACCAGCAACAGCAGCUCGGCAACAGCAGCGAUCUGUUACGCAUGUACAUGCCACUCGAAUCCAGGCUGUCGGCUGCCGGUGGUGGCCACAACCCGUACCUGUCACAAUCGGCGGCCGUAGCGGCCGGCCACCAAGUGCACGGUCAGAAUCUAGUGCAACACCCUCAUUCCAUGUCGCCGGACCUGCAAAUGAGCCAUCUCAACCAUCACAUGUAAUCACCGUCCCGUGAGCCAUGUGUAAGCCAUAUACAUUAUAAAUAUAUAGGUUAUUAUAUACAUAUAAAUAUAUAUAAAUACGUUUAUAUAAAAUUAAAUAGAUACCUUUUUUUUUUUUUUUUUUCUAAUUUAAUUCCGCCAGUACAUAGCGCGUACUAUUAACUUAUUUUGUAACGCCCGAAAAAACAAAACUGUAAUAAAAGUUAUUAAGACAAUUGUUUAUUAUUAUUUUAUACUUUUUUUUUAUAUAUAGAUAUAUAUAUAUAUAUAUAUACGCUUAUUAAACUCGUGUUGGUGUUGUUUAACAAUAGUGGCGAUAAUAACGCAAAAUAACACAUUCUCUCUGAAAAACUAUGUGUAAAAAAAAAAAACACAACACAAAUUUCUGGAUGAUAAUAAUGAUAAUAAUAAUUAUAGUGUAAUGGUAAUAGUAUUUUUAGUUAUAUUGCCAAAUUAUUUAUUUAAACCGGCAGCCUUUUGUGUAAAUUUGUUUUGUACUUGGUACACAAAAGAGCGCCGAGCGAACUUGACUACAACAAUUUUAUUGGUUUCGCUAAAUUUUCUUGACCUUUCUAGUUGUUUUUAUUGUUACAACUAAUAACAAAUACGCGUUUAACUCUUGUAGUACUUACCAACUACGAGCCUCGAGGUUGUGCCAUAAACUAAUAAGAAUUAUUAUUAUAAUAAUAAUAAUAGUAUAUGUAACAUUAUGUUGUUAUUAUUAACGCCGCCGCGAUUGAUAAAUUUUUCAGAAAUUAUCUCAUUUUAGUCGGCGGCCGCACUCCAAUUAAACGGCCGAAAUUCUCUGCUCGUUUCUAAUAAUAAUAAUAAUAAUAUUUAACAUAUUUGUCUCUGAUUUCUCGACCGUCGUGUAGUGCGUGUAAAUGGUGUACCGGUUUUGUGUCGGCCACUGACGUUCAAUGUAAUAAUAUUGUUAUUUAUUAUUAAACACUAUGCACUCUGACCAAAUCGGGGGCGGGUUUUUAUUGCCGGCUGCCAAAGGGGAUGGAUAAUCGCCGACCCAAUGGGUUUAUUAUUAUUAUUAUUAUUCUGACGAUUUAAAUCGUCCACAGUUUUUUUUAUGAAUAAUUACACGAGGUUUUCCGAUGUCAACAACCGACAGAAGUUUUCUACUGUUAUCGGUCGGCAUCGAAUCAAAUACCGACGUCGACAGUAAAAAUAGAACCCGUUCCGAUUUUUACCUGAGAAUCGCUAAUAAUAAUAUCAAAUUUCCGUUUCGUUGCACAAGUCACGACACAUUUUGUGAAUCUCGUUGUUUGACCGGAUUGACUUUCGACACGACUACGAACAUGUCGUGCAAACGAUUGACAUUUCAACGCGAAAAAAUCAUUUUUCGCCUCCGUUUUGGGGCUGCGCGUCUCUCUUAGCGGUUCGAAACAAUAUGUUUUCUGUGCCAUUAUUUUUUUAUAUUUCUACCACUACUAUUAUUAUUAUUAUUAUUAUAAAAAAUAUAUUAUUAUCAUUAUUUAACGUUAGAGCUGUGAACACGAAUCAUCAGCAACACUCCCCUCCUGUACUGUUUUUAUUUUUUACACGAGCGUUGUUGUAAAUCCAACUGCGAUCACUAUGAUGUACAAUACAUAUUUUUAAAAAAAGUAUUAAUAGUAAUUUUUAGUUGAUAAUAUUUGUGUAAAUAAUGUUGUGUCGUGAUUAAGUGAUAAUGAUAUUUUGAAAAAAAAAUAAAUACAACAAU